CGUGGCUCCGCCCACCACACUUCCGCGAGGCCUGGUCGCGGCUAGUCCCACGGCGGGAGCGACUUAACAACAACAACAACGGCAACAACAUCAACAACAACAACGUCGCAUUCGUUCACACCGCAAGGGCGAUGGGGGACGAGGCUCUGUUCGAGUUCCUUCACAUGGAGGUCGUCUCCUACGUGUGUCACUCAGUGGCGCAAGACGACGCGGAGAAUGGGAAAGUCACGGCCAAGUUGGAGAACUUGGGAUACAGAGUGGGACAAGGUCUGGUGGAGAGGUUUACCCGCGACAGCCCCCGCUUCAAGGAUGAGCUCGACGUGAUGAAGUUCAUCUGCAAGGACUUCUGGACGAGCGUCUUCAAGAAGCAGAUCGACAACCUGCGGACGAACCACCAGGGCGUCUACGUGCUACAAGACAACCGGUUUCGUAUGCUGACUCAGAUUUCCUGCGGGAAACAGUAUCUGGAGCACGCCCCUAAGUUCCUGGCCUUCACGUGCGGCAUGGUGAGAGGAGGCCUCUCCAACCUGGGCAUCAACAGCGUCGUGACGGCAGAGGUGUCGGUCAUGCCCGCCUGUAAAUUUCAGGUGAUGAUACAGAGGUCCUGAGCGUCUGUGGAUGAACAUCUCCACCAGGGGAGGGAGACCCGGCGGUGCAGAGGUCAACAGGCUGAGCCGGCAACCUCCAGAGAACGCGAAUUCGAAUCUGGGGGAAGCUGUCUACGAUUAAAGCCGGGUUCUCAAGCGCAGGGAGGUUGAUGGUCUCUCAGUCCGAUCGCCAAUGACUCACGAAGAGACCCGUAGACUCACAUAGAGACCCGUAGACUCAGGCAGAGAUCCGACGACUCGCAUAGAGACACAUCGACUCACACAGAGACAUAGAAUCACACAGACACAUUGAAUCACUGAGUGUCCUAAAGACUCACGCAGAGACCCGUAGACUCACAUAGAGACCCGUAGACUCACAUAGAGACCUGUAGAUUCAUGCAGAGAUCCGACGACUCGCAUAGAGACACAUCGACUCACACAGAGACAUAGAAUCACACAGACACAUUGAAUCACUCAGUGUCCUAAAGACUCACGCAGAGACCCGUAGACUCACAUAGAGACCCGUAGACUCAUGCAGAGAUCCGUAGACUCACACAGAGACCCAUAGACUCGCACAGAGACCCAUAGACUCGCACAGAGACCCAUAGACUCGCACAGAGACCCAUAGACUCGCACAGAGACCCAUAGACUCACACAGAGACCCAUAGACUCACACAGAGACCCAUAGACUCGCACAGAGACCCAUAGACUCGCACAGAGACCCAUAGACUCGCACAGAGACCCAUAGACUCACACAGAGACCCAUAGACUCACACAGAGACCCAUCGACUCGCACAGAGACCCAUAGACUCACACAGAGACACAUAGACUCACACAGAGACCCAUAGACUCACACAGAGACCCAUAGACUCGCACAGAGACCCAUAGACUCGCACAGAGACCCAUAGACUCACACAGAGACACACAGACUCACACAAAGACACAUAGACUCACACAGAGACCCAUAGACUCACACAGAGACCCAUAGACUCGCACAGAGACCCAUAGACUCACACAGAGACCCAUAGACUCACACAGAGACCCAUAGACUCACACAGAGACCCAUAGACUCGCACAGAGACACAUAGACUCACACAGAGACCCAUAGACUCACACAGAGACCCAUAGACUCACACAGAGACACACAGACUCACACAAAGACACAUAGAUUAACACAGUGACCCAUCGACUCACGUAGACUGAGCUGUGAUGAAAAUGUCGCGUGUUGAUGGUCACCAAUGGCUGCACGCAAAAUAAAUUCUGUAAAAUAUUAAAAUUUGGUUCCUCAC
Lethenteron reissneri (Far Eastern brook lamprey) is the source of this 1876-nucleotide messenger RNA. Its product is annotated as trafficking protein particle complex subunit 6b-like. Lineage: Eukaryota; Metazoa; Chordata; Hyperoartia; Petromyzontiformes; Petromyzontidae. Gene Ontology annotation, cellular component: TRAPP complex; trans-Golgi network; cis-Golgi network. The record is from RefSeq and is a predicted model, not a curated record. Gene Ontology annotation, biological process: regulation of GTPase activity; endoplasmic reticulum to Golgi vesicle-mediated transport.